AUGGCGGAGUGGGAUGCAUCUAAUAAAACCUUUUUGAUUACUGGUGGAGCUUCGGGCUUGGGAGCAUUAUACGCUGAAGCGUUCCUCAAGGAAGGUGCUAUGAAUGUAGCAAUCUUAGACAUCGCCGAGGACCUGGGCAAAGCUAAAGCUGAAAGUCUGAACAAGGCUUACGGCAAUAAAGUGAUAUUCGUGAAAUGUGACGUGAGCAAGGAGGAGGACAUCGAGAGCGCGUGGGACGCCGUGCUCGCUCAGUUCAAGCAGGUUGACGUCAUCAUCAACAAUGCUGGUAUCAUGGUUGACGCUCCUAACAUGUGGAGAACUGCUUCUGAUGUCAAUUGGCAAGGAUUAGUCUCCUUCAGUUUGAAAGGGAUCAAGCACAUGAAGAAGGAUGAGGGUGGAGCUGGAGGAACGAUCGUGAACAUUGCUUCAACAGUCACACUCACUAAGCUUGUGGCAUUUCCCAUCUAUAGUGGUUCUAAAAUGGCUGUCCUGCACUUCAGCCAAUGUAUAGCGAUGCCGCCAUUCUUCGAACACACUGGAGUAAGGGUUUUAACCUUAUGUCUCGGUCUUACUGAUACUGCACUGCUAGAAAACUUAGUGACAAAGGCAUAUGACCCUAAGAUCGGACAAUUAAUGAUGGCUUUCUCCGAGUCUCAGAAUGUUAUGUAUCAAAAACCAGAAUCAGCGGUUGAAGUCCUAGUGCAUAUGUACAAAUGUGGCCCUCCUGGUUCAGUUUGGCUGUCUGUGGAUGAUAAACCUGGCCAAAACAUUACUCCAACUAUUGAUAAUGCUUUCAAGGACUUCGAGAAGCUUCUUUUGCACUCAUAG
Spodoptera exigua (beet armyworm) is the source of this 828-nucleotide messenger RNA. The record is from the annotation of a GenBank genome assembly. Lineage: Eukaryota; Metazoa; Arthropoda; Insecta; Lepidoptera; Noctuidae.